This is a messenger RNA of Rubroshorea leprosula, 3073 nucleotides long. NCBI's taxonomy places the organism in Eukaryota, Viridiplantae, Streptophyta, Magnoliopsida, Malvales, Dipterocarpaceae. The record is from the annotation of a GenBank genome assembly.
GGAAAGGCAGAAACCCUUUAGAGCAGCAGCAGCAGCAGCAGCAGCAGCAACAGCCACCGCCGCCUCAAGUUUUUCCUUUCCGAUUUUCUAACGUUUUCAUUCUUCUUCCAAUUCGUGGCGAUCCUCCUCAUUUCUUCGAGGACUCUCGGAAUUCACAUAGUCCAAGCCUGUUUCCCGCCGGCGCCACCUUCUUAACUGUAAGAAUGGCGCAAUCACUUGAAUUGCUGUUGAUCCAAUUCUUGAUGCCGGACAACGAUGCGCGGAGACAGGCUGAGGAGCAGAUAAAGAGGCUGGCCAAGGAUCCACAGGUGGUGCCAGCUCUCGUUCAGCACCUCCGUACAGCCAAAACCCCCAAUGUUCGCCAGCUGGCCGCCGUACUCCUCCGCAAGAAGAUAACCGGACACUGGACCAAGCUGUCUCCCCACAUCAAGCAGCUAGUCAAGCAGUCCCUCUUAGAGAGUAUCACCAUGGAGCACAGUCCACCUGUGAGGCGAGCCAGUGCCAAUGUAGUGAGUAUCAUAGCGAAAUAUGCAGUUCCUGCUGGAGAGUGGCCUGAUCUGCUGCCCUUUCUCUUCCAGUGUAGUCAGAGUGCACAAGAGGAGCAUAGAGAAGUGGCAUUGAUCCUAUUCAGUUCAUUGACUGAGACAAUUGGGAGCACAUUUCGACCCCAUUUCAUGGAUUUGCAAGCUCUUUUGCUGAAAUGCCUACAGGAUGAGACAAGUAACCGUGUUAGGGUCGCUGCUCUCAAGGCAGUUGGGUCUUUUCUUGAAUUCACAAAUGAUGGUGCUGAAGUGGUUAAGUUUCGGGAGUUCAUACCCAGCAUUUUAAAUGUAUCAAGACAAUGUCUUCAAGUAGGCGAGGAGGAUGUUGCCAUACUUGCUUUUGAAAUUUUUGAUGAACUUAUUGAGUCCCCUGCACCUCUUCUUGGGGAUUCAGUUAAAUCCAUUGUGCAGUUCUCUCUUGAAGUUUGCUCAAGUCAAAAUUUGGAAUCAAACACACGCCAUCAGGCUAUUCAGAUUAUUUCAUGGCUGGCAAAGUACAAAGCUAAUUCCCUAAAAAAGUAUAAGUUGGUCAUCCCUAUUCUGCAAGUUAUGUGUCCAUUGCUUGCAGAAUCAACCAAUGAAGAUGAAGAUGAUGAUCUUGCUCCUGAUCGAGCUGCUGCUGAAGUUAUUGAUACAAUGGCUUUGAACCUCUCAAAGCAUAUCUUCCAUCCUGUUCUUGAGUUUGCUUCGUCAAGCAGUCAAAAUGCAAAUCCAAAAUUCAGGGAGGCCUCUGUUACAGCUCUUGGUGUUGUUUCAGAGGGUUGUGCUGAGUUGAUGAAGGAUAACUUGAAGUCUGUUCUUGAUAUUGUCCAUGGGACAUUGCGGGAUCCAGAGCAAAUGGUUAGAGGGGCUGCAUCAUUUGCAUUGGGUCAAUUUGCAGAGCAUCUGCAGCCUGAUAUCAUAUCUCACUAUGGAAGUGUUCUUCCUAGCAUUCUCCAUGCCCUUGAGGAUGCUUCUGAUGAAGUGAAGGAAAAGUCGUACUAUGCCUUGGCUGCAUUUUGUGAGGACAUGGGUUCAGAAAUCCUUCCUUUUCUUGAUCCUCUGAUGGGAAAGCUACUGGCAGCCCUCCAAAACAGUCCCCGUAAUUUGCAAGAAACAUGCAUGUCUGCUAUUGGUUCGGUUGCGGCUGCUGCUGAGCAAGCUUUCAUUCCAUAUGCUGAAAAGAUUCUGGAGUUAAUGAAGACAUUUAUGGUGCUUACAAAGGAUGAGGAUCUUCGUUUACGGGCAAGAGCCACUGAGCUUGUUGGAAUUGUUGCGAUGUCUGUUGGGAGAGUAGGAAUGGAGCCAAUUUUACCCCCUUUCAUAGAAGCUGCAAUUUCUGGUUUUGGGUUGGAGUUUAGUGAGCUUCGGGAGUACACUCAUGGAUUCUUCAGCAAUGUAGCAGAAAUUUUGGAUGAUGGUUUUACAAAGUAUCUUCCACAUGUUGUACCCCUGGCAUUUUCUUCCUGCAACCUUGAUGAUGGGUCUGCUUUUAACAUUGAUGAGUCUGAUGAUGAGAAUACUGGCGGAUUUGGUGGAGUCUCAUCAGACGAUGAAGCUCAUGAUGAACCAAGAGUUCGAAACAUCAGUAUAAGAACAGGAGUGUUGGAUGAAAAAGCAGCUGCAACUCAAGCUCUUGGCUUAUUUGCAUUGCACACCAAGAGUUCUUAUGGACCCUAUCUGGAGGAGUCUUUGAAGUUUUUGGCAAGACAUUCAGGAUAUUUUCAUGAAGAUGUUCGGCUCCAGGCAAUUAUUGCUUUGAAGCAUACUUUGACAGCAGCACAUGCAGUCUUUCUGUGUCAGAAUGAUGGAUCAAUGAAGGCAAAGGAAGUUCUUGAUACAAUAAUGAAAAUACAUAUCAAGACUAUGACUGAUGACGAUGACAAGGAAGUUGUAGCUCAAGCUUGUAUGAAUAUAGUUGACAUCAUCAAGGAUUAUGGUUUCAUAGCAGUAGAGCCUUAUUUGUCUCAGCUUGUUGAUGCUACAUUGACAUUGCUUAGAGAGGAAUCAGCUUGUCAGCAGUCGGACAAUGAUAGUGAUAUUGACGAUGAGGAUGAUUCUGAACAUGAUGAAGUGCUUAUGGAUGCAGUUUCUGACCUUCUACCAGCAUUUGCAAAGUGCAUGGGUCCUCAUUUUGCGCCUAUCUUUGCAAACUUUUUUGAACCUUUGAUGAAAUUUGCGAAAGCUUCACGACCUGCACAAGACCGGACCAUGGUGGUUGCCUGUCUUGCUGAAGUAGCUCAGAACAUGGGUGCUCCAAUUGCAGGCUAUGUUGAUGUAAUUUUGUUGGAAUGUUAAAUUCUAUGGUCACUCUGGUAUAUGCAUGUUUGUUAAGGUAAAUGACCCAGGAUCUUGAUUUAGAAAAAGAAUUACUCGGGGUCUUCAUAGUCGAUUGUCUUCGGUUCAAAAGUUUGUUCUACCCUAGAGGUGGGGAAGACAGUCGCUAUAUAAUAUUCAUAUAUCAUUGAAUCUUCUGUUUAUAUUUCAGAGUUUAAAUGGGUGAUCAGGAUUUUUUUUUUUUUUGCUUUUUGGAAUAACUCUAAAGACUGGCU